AUGAGACCAAGAACAACAGCAUCAGCCAACUCUAAAGCCAUAGCCAGAUCAAGAGCAUGGCAAAUCUCACUCCGUAGCAUUUCAGAAGCUGGCAGUGGCAGCUAUCAUGAUCCAAUUACAUCCACUUCAAAAAACACUCAGCAGCCCAAAAGUAUUAAACCAAGGAAAACUCAUCCAAGGGAAGCCUCUAAAGCAGCUACUAACUAG
This is a messenger RNA of Dovyalis caffra, 207 nucleotides long. The record is from the annotation of a GenBank genome assembly. NCBI's taxonomy places the organism in Eukaryota, Viridiplantae, Streptophyta, Magnoliopsida, Malpighiales, Salicaceae.